ACCGGCUGCGGGAGCCGGAGCUAGAACCACACCCACGUCGCUGCCUUUUCCUCUUCUGUCAUCUCACUGCACCGCCACAGAUCGCGUUCCCUGAGGAAAGCGGCCGCCCACGCCUGGAGCAUCCUCCCCUGUUGAGCGGGCGCUGACGGGCCCGGCGGCAUGAUGCGGCUGAGAGGCUCGGCGAUGCUGCGGGACCUGCUCCUGCGGUCGCCCGCCGCCGUCAGCGCGGCUCUGAGGCGGGCACAACCCCUGGUCACCCUGUGCCGGCAUCCCCGGGGCGGGGGCCGGCCGGCCGCGGGCCUGGCGGCGGCCGCGCGACUCCACCCGUGGUGGGGCGGAGGCGGCCGGCCGGCGGGGCCCCUCGCGCGGGGCCUGUCCAGCUCUCCCUCGGAGAUCUUGCAGGAGCUGGGCAAGGGGGGCACGCAGCCGCAGCCUGGGGCGUCGCCACCCGCUGCCCCGCCGGCGCCCGGCCCCAAGGACAGUCCCGGGGAGACGGACGCGUUCGCCAACAGCGAGGGCAAAGAGCUGGUGGCCGCAGGCGAAAAUAAAAUAAAACAGGGUCUGUUACCUAGCUUGGAAGAUUUGCUCUUCUAUACAAUUGCAGAAGGACAAGAGAAGAUACCUGUUCAUAAAUUUAUUACAGCACUCAAAUCUACAGGAUUGCGAACGUCUGAUCCCAGGUUGAAAGAGUGUAUGGAUAUGUUAAGAUUAACGCUUCAAACAACAUCAGAUGGUGUCAUGCUAGACAAAGAUCUUUUUAAAAAGUCACCUGGAAAGGUUGCAGAUUAUAUUCCUCAACUGGCCAAAUUCAGUCCUGAUUUGUGGGGUGUGUCUGUUUGUACAGUAGAUGGACAGAGGCAUUCUAUUGGAGAUACCAAAGUUCCCUUUUGUCUUCAGUCCUGUGUAAAACCUUUGAAAUAUGCCAUUGCUGUUAAUGAUCUUGGAACUGAAUGUGUACAUCGAUAUGUUGGAAAAGAGCCAAGUGGACUAAGAUUCAACAAACUAUUUUUAAAUGAAGAUGAUAAACCACAUAAUCCUAUGGUAAAUGCUGGAGCAAUUGUUGUGACUUCAUUAAUAAAGCAAGGAGUAAAUAAUGCUGAAAAGUUCGACUAUGUAAUGCAGUUUUUGAACAAGAUGGCUGGUAAUGAAUAUGUUGGAUUCAGUAAUGCAACGUUUCAAUCUGAAAGAGAAAGUGGAGAUCGAAAUUUUGCAAUAGGAUAUUACUUAAAAGAAAAGAAGUGUUUUCCAGAAGGCACAGACAUGGUUGGUAUAUUAGACUUCUAUUUCCAGCUAUGCUCCAUUGAAGUGACUUGUGAAUCAGCCAGUGUGAUGGCUGCCACACUGGCUAAUGGUGGUUUCUGCCCAAUUACUGGUGAAAGAGUGCUGAGCCCUGAAGCAGUUCGAAAUACACUGAGUUUGAUGCAUUCCUGUGGCAUGUAUGAUUUCUCAGGGCAGUUUGCUUUCCAUGUUGGUCUUCCUGCAAAAUCCGGAGUUGCUGGGGGCAUUCUUUUAGUUGUUCCCAAUGUCAUGGGCAUGAUGUGCUGGUCUCCUCCUCUGGACAAGAUGGGCAACAGUGUCAAGGGAAUUCACUUCUGUCAUGAUCUUGUUUCUCUGUGUAAUUUCCAUAACUAUGAUAAUUUGAGACACUUUGCAAAAAAACUUGAUCCUCGAAGAGAAGGUGGUGAUCAAAGGGUAAAGUCAGUCAUAAAUCUUUUAUUUGCUGCAUAUACUGGAGAUGUGUCUGCACUUCGAAGAUUUGCUUUGUCAGCCAUGGACAUGGAACAGCGGGACUAUGAUUCUAGAACAGCUCUCCAUGUAGCUGCUGCAGAGGGUCAUGUUGAAGUUGUUAAAUUUUUGCUGGAAGCCUGCAAAGUAAAUCCUUUCCCCAAGGACAGGUGGAAUAACACUCCUAUGGACGAAGCACUGCAUUUUGGACACCACGACGUAGUUAAAAUCCUCCAAGAAUACCAAGUCCAGUACACACCUCAAGGAGAUUCUGACAAUGGAAAGGAAAAUCAAACCGUCCAUAAGAAUCUUGAUGGAUUGUUAUAA
Molecule: messenger RNA, 2052 nt
Organism: Propithecus coquereli (Coquerel's sifaka)
Lineage: Eukaryota; Metazoa; Chordata; Mammalia; Primates; Indriidae
Gene: GLS
Product: glutaminase
Exons: 18
Coding region: 160-2052 (630 amino acids)
Biological process (GO): L-glutamine catabolic process
Molecular function (GO): glutaminase activity; protein binding
Source: RefSeq, a predicted model, not a curated record